AUGGCCGAAUUUGUCAACUGGGACCACGCCGAGCAGGUCCCAUCCGGAUCUGCGAACCAGCCUCCCGGCUCUGGGACCAAUCUCGAUUUUGAGCCAGUGCCUGCUGACCAUAAUUUCGAUCUGGCCUUGGCAAACAUCGAUGGGGAUGACUUUUCCUUCUGGGCCCUGGAGCACUUCGAGACCAGCCAUCUCAUCCCUGGGCUGGAUGAGAUGGACGUCCAGAGCUCAGAGCCGUCGUGCGAUGCGUGUCGGGCUAGUGGAUCCGAAUGCAGGCGAGUUGACGAAGGCAGGUCCAUGAUCUGCUGCACGAGCUGCGCCGCCCUGGACAUCAGCUGCAGCUUCUCCCACUCUCCCGGCCGAGACAGUACUGGGUCGGGGGUUUCCCCUCCGAAACAUGCGUCCGGCGACCACAUUCACACCCUCCUUGAAGAUGUGCAACAGAGCGAUCUUCGCAGCAGUUCGUCUCCGGAUUUAAACAAUGCUGCCACCGGCAACGACUCUGGAAACGACAACAGCCCGAAACCCCCGGCCGUACCCAAGAUAGGCGCCAGGUUCUCUCGAGACUCCGUGCGGAUCCUCAAGACCUGGCUGUCCACUCACUCCCACCGUCCUUACCCUAACGAUGAAGAACGAGAGCGCCUCCAGAAGCAGACCGGCCUCAACAAGACCCAGAUCGCUAACUGGCUGGCUAACGCCCGCCGGCGGUCCAAGGGCAAGUUCCAGCGCACUCGCUCGACCUCGCCUAGCGUGCGGGGCUGGACAGGUGCCGUCGAGAUCCCUCGGAGGCGUGGCACGCCUGCUUUUGAGUCCGAAUACCUGAGUCCUCUCCAGAGAUGGGAGAACUCCCCUCCCGAAAAUGAACCAGCCAGCGUUACUGCCAUUGCUUCUGCUAUUUUGCAUUCCAAUCCAGACGAUUCCGGUAUCAAUAGUCCUUUUAAUCUGACCGACGAUGAUGCCGGCCGGUCGUGCAAGGGCUCAUCGGCCAGCAGCUUCGGUACCUCACCAUCGUCUGCCUCGUUUGCUUCUGCUUAUUCUCGCGGCUCUCGAGGUUCCUUCCAGUCUUUCGACCAGAGGGGACGGAGGAGACGGCGGAGGCGGACGGUUCCAAAGCAAUCGGGUGAGAAGCCAGGCCUGAACGCUCCUCCCAAGACGUUUCAGUGCACGUUUUGUACGGAGUCCUUCCGCACGAAGCACGACUGGCAGAGACACGAAAAGUCUCUACACCUAUCUCUAGAAAGAUGGGUCUGCAGCCCAAACGGGCCCAGGGCCCUCAAUCCAGACGUCAACAAAAUGUGCUGCGUCUUCUGUGCUCAAGCUGAUCCUGACGACGCACAUAUCGAGAGUCACAAUCAUACCGCUUGCCAGGAGAAGCCACUCAACGAACGCACAUUCUACCGCAAGGAUCACCUGCGCCAGCAUCUGAAGCUUGUCCACAACACAAAAUACCUAAAUUGGAAUAUGGAUUCUUGGAAGGCUCCAACUCCCGAUAUACGCAGCCGCUGCGGGUUCUGUGGUUCAGUCCUGGGCACCUGGCCGGCUCGAGUUGAUCACCUGGCUGAGCACUUCAAGACGGGCUCUGAUAUGAAGAGCUGGAAAGGAGAUUGGGGCUUCGAACCAGCAGUCCUCUCCAUGGUCGAAAACUCGAUCCCACCAUUCAUGAUUCACGACGAACGGACGACUCCGUUACCAUUUCAGGCAGGCCAACAUUCUUCGGAGUCUCCACGAAAUGCGUACGAACUGCUCAAAUUUGAGCUGGUUUCCAUGCUCCAGGACCGACGAGAUGCCAACGGAGCUACACUUACAGACGAUGAGUUGCAACAUGAAGCGUGCCGGAUCAUUUAUGCCUCGGACGCCCUCUCUAAAGGCGAGAUUGCCUCACAUUUUAGCUGGCUCCGGGACCUAUUGAUGUCUCGAGAUGAGCUGAGGCUGCGGGCUCAGCUGGGCCUGUUACGUGGCCAUGCCGAAAACUAUCUCGGCCAGCUGAGAGUCAAUGGCAAGGACAACAUUUUCGAAGGGUGUGCUUUCGAGAAACAUCUCAGCGAUUUCGUCCGCGCGAGAACGCUUCUCGGCCUGAGCGCGACAAAUGAAGAACUGCAGGUUGAAGCCUGCAAUAUCGUCGGGAGGAUGGAAGACGCCACCGUUGUGCCGUCCGAGGAUUAUGCGAAUUUCCUCCUGCGUCUGAUCCUGAGAAGUCCAACAUGGCUGUCAAGCUUUCGUCAAAGGGCAGGCUUGCAUCCUGCAGAUGAGUCUUUUGACUCCAGCAACCAGAGUUUUCUCGCCCCCACGGUACAAAAUUAUUCACAGCUUGAAAGAGAGCUUGCUGAAUUUGUCAAGAACCAGCGGGCAACAGAUGCCAAGGAUCCGUCAGACGAUGAGCUUCAGAAGCAGGCUCGCUGCAUCGUGUACAAGUGUCAAAACAGCUGGCAGCCUACGGCUGCUGACAACCCGGCAUGGCUGACCGCUUUCAAACAACGAUGUUCACAAGAUCAAAGCCCUCAGCCGGUUUCAAGCAGCAACAACUCGCCGCCGGCUGGCACCGUCCAGUUCAACAACUCGAGUAUGAGUGAUAUUGCCGACAUCACAAAUGCGGCGGCUGCUUUCAACAGCUUCGGAUCAGUCCCUCCAGCAAGCCCAGCUACACAAGACACUAACAUCUUAAGGCAAGGUGGUCACCUCUUCCUCAACGGGUCCGGCUGCUAUCGCCGCCUGGCGAGAGAGCUAGCUAGAUUUGUGGGCGCUUCGAUGUCGCCGAAUAAUCCGAAUCAGCAUGUGCCAACAGAUCAGGAGAUACAACAUCAGGCUCGAUGGAUAAUAUAUGACGAUGACGACCCUUUCAACCACACACCAGCCGACAACGCAGAGUGGCUUCAGCAUUUCAAACGCUCGGUGGGUAUUAUUCCUGCGGAUGUAGAGGGCAGCGACUUGUCACAGCCAUGGGGCAGUGAGACUGGGGGGCCUUCUGGUCCAAAGCAAUGGCAACAGCAGAACAUGACUUCCACCGCAUUCCAGAAUCCAGUCUCUGCGGCAAUUCCUUCCUUGGCGUCCACGCAGAUUAUGCAGAUGAAUAAUGGAGGUCUCUGUGACCUUGCUAUGAGCUCAUCAGUCGGCGCGAUGGAGCUACCGCUGAUACCGGACCCCGGGGCGGUGUUUGCAAGUCGCGAGUUCGAAAACAAGCUCGUGCAGUUUGCGGUGGCAGAGGUGGCUAGCUCGGGCCGCAUGCCACCAGAUGAGGCCAUCCAGGCGCGGGCGAAGGAGAUCUUGGGGAUGGAGGUCUGGCAGGCGCAGACUACACCUGCGGAUGACGCUGUUCUGCUGGUCAAGUUCAAAGAGCUGGUAGUAAACAAAGUGAAGGCGGUUUUGGGUGGUCACAAUGAAGUAUCGAAGGAGAAAUUGGACGAGAUCAUCAAGGAGAUCGGCGCAGAAAUAUGAGCGCAGAGAUAGUAAGGCAUCACGAGGUCGAGCACGAGAUUUAGUUUUUUCGCGCGGUAAUAUUGAAGAGGUGCGAUGAUACCAGAAACAUACUGCAACGGGGAGGAAUGUAAACCUCAAAGACGUCUAUAGAAAUGAGCAAAUUUCGGUCUACGCCCCCCC
Messenger RNA from Cryphonectria parasitica EP155, 3591 nucleotides. RefSeq lists its product as uncharacterized. NCBI's taxonomy places the organism in Eukaryota, Fungi, Ascomycota, Sordariomycetes, Diaporthales, Cryphonectriaceae. Gene Ontology annotation, biological process: regulation of DNA-templated transcription. The transcript is spliced from 6 exons. The record is from RefSeq and is a predicted model, not a curated record. Gene Ontology annotation, molecular function: DNA binding. The coding region runs from base 1 to 3429 and encodes 1142 amino acids.